Messenger RNA from Fusarium fujikuroi IMI 58289, 3474 nucleotides. RefSeq lists its product as uncharacterized. The transcript is spliced from 4 exons. The record is from RefSeq and is a predicted model, not a curated record. NCBI's taxonomy places the organism in Eukaryota, Fungi, Ascomycota, Sordariomycetes, Hypocreales, Nectriaceae. The coding region runs from base 1 to 3474 and encodes 1157 amino acids.
AUGACGGUGAAUGAGACUACAGUUUUUCGCGACUCGGACAGGUUGCUACACGUUCCGAGGAAGUUUAAAACUGUAGCGUCGACUGUCACAGCAAGUAUAUUUCGCAACGUUCUCCCAGUACCCCCGGCACCCUCCCGAGACCGGCGCGUUUCCUGUGAUGCUAAAACUCCACCACAUAAUUCGACUGCGCAGACCAUUCUAGCAGAGACCGCUGAUGAUGUCGUUCUUCCAGAUGAUGCGCAACACCAAGAGCCAAUUCCUAUUCCGGAUGAGCCGGAACACCAACAGGAAACCGGACCAUUCCGAGAUGCUGUCGAGCUGCCACACGUUUCACCCAAGAUCUACGUAUAUCCCCACAGCGGAGGAGAAGUCAACGAUGCGUUCCGGAGUCGCUUCCACGAGGUGGUGAAUCUGUUCAGAUUGAACACGGAGCAACAUUCUCCGUUGAAAGCUCAUCUAGAGCACAUCGACUAUGAGCUCAGGAUGUGCGGAACUUCAAUCCUCGAAGCCCAUCCAUCCAUCAUUGUGUUUUGUCGACCCAGCGAGUUCAGCUACUUGAGAUCACUUCUCAACAGUAAACAUCUCAAAAUGCAGUAUUGUUUGCGCAAGUCGUCUCCAAGAUAUUCUUGGAAAACUUGGGGGAAGAGCGCUGUAACACAACCUUCAGACACAUUCAAGCCAUUGUUCAAUCUGUAUUUCUGGAGAGCGCAAAGGCCGCGCAUUCUGUACUCGCACAGGCACUCUAUGGAGUCGGCCUCGGUACUCGUUGAGCCGGCUGAAGGUCCAUAUUCAAGGCUCACCAUGUCGGGUAGUGUCGUCGCCGCCUCCUUACCAGGAGGGGGCCAUUUGACUUCGACAAUUGGUUGCAUCCUCCAAGUUGAUUCAAGGUUCUAUGGGCUGACCGCUGGGCAUUUGCUUCACCGAGAACGCCUGCAUGGAACAAAAAGCCCUCAGUGUGGUGACUCGACCUGUACCGUUCGAACGAAGGACGCGCUACAAGGACCAGAUGCGGCUUCAAUUAUCACACAAGCAAGGGCUAGUCUGUCGGAUGAUGGAUCCAGCAUGAUUUCAGGCGUUGACAUGGCCGAAUCCGCCUACACGGCACAUACAUCCCUUCCAGACUCGGGCCUGAAUCAUCAGAUUACCAAUGAUCUUAGCACUGACGAUGACGAUUUCGUAGAUGAUAUCGACUACGACGACUUGGUAGAGAAUGAUCGGGACGCGCCAAGAGCAGUUGAAGCUUGUCAAUUCCAACCCAUCCUUUCUGAAAAUGGGCAGGCGCGUAAGACCACAAUCCUUGCUCCGUCCAGCUGCCCGAUAAUCGGCGCGUGCUGCAAAGUCCCGGAUAAUGAUUGGGCUUUGAUAGCCUUGGAUACAACAGAGUCUCGGCUACCCAACGCCUUUUUUGACGCCAACCGCACGUCCGAUCCAGCAUUUUUCUCCAGCACUCCUGGAAGUUUGCCUGAAGAAGAGACUCCUGUCUUCAUAGUUACUUCAAACCAAAGAGUACUGAGGGGGCUGCUGCAGCCCGUUCCGUCUUUCUUGGGAGGCAUAACCCGCAAGGUGCAGGCCGAGUACUGGACUGUAGUCUUAUCUAGAGGCGCAGCUUUGCACGCCGGGGACUCGGGAGCUAUUGUCAUAGGAGCGGGUAGUCCGAUUCUUGUUUUUGGGCACAUCGUGGCGUCCAAUCCUCUGGGGGAAGUCUAUGUAAGUCCACUUGGAGCUACCAUGAGUCAGAUCGCUGGCCUGCUGGCAACGACACAUGUCUCUCUUCCAGAGCCACUCCCGCUGUUAACAGGUCUUGCGAGUUAUCACCUCGGGAAGGAGGAUGACUACGCUUUUGAACUGUUGAAAUACCUGGAUGAAUGUAUACAAGCAACUCAACAGACAUCAGACUGGUCUUCACUAGAAUCCUGGGCUUUGUGCUAUCAGCGAGUUGAGCUGUUGGGGGCUGUCAAGGAUAGCUUGCGAGUGGCGAAGGAUCCUGCAAAGAUCCGGCUUCUACAAAAGUUCUCGCCCGAUCAUUCAGAGAAAGUCCUAGGCUUCGACUUGGUGAUGUCUUUCGAGGCGGAAUCAACCGCUUUGUCGACGGCAAUGAAGAGUAGAACAUCUACUAUCUUCACUGACAGCACAGAUGAUUCUGAUUACGAGUUUGAUACUGCACAACCAGCGAUGAUAACCCCAAAGGAUCCUUGGGGUUGGCCCAGAAACACUCUUGAUGCAGAUAGCUCUGCUUCAGAUAUCGUACCUGGAAUCUCGGAGCAUGACUUGGACAGUGAACAGACUGGAAGAAAGAGCAAAGCUGAUGAACGAUUUGCAAAAGAGUCGCAGUCUCCAGAAGGAGCUGACCAGGCCGGCCACCUCGAUGAGAAUGUGGACAUGGCUCAAGAUCCUAGCGAACCAUCUCAACAGAGUACCGAACCCGGUCAUGCGCGGCGGCUUUCUAUCGAUGACGACAUGUUUCAUCAACACCUCUUAGUAUCGAAAGCACGCCUACCGUCCGCAUCUUCGGUCUGGACGACUAGGCCUUCCCACAGCGACAUAGAUGGGGGUCUAGGUGGAACACGAGCCCAAAUUAGGGAACAGGAAAUACCGCCUUUCCCACACGAAACGCUACCAGAGUACUACUGCGAAAUUGAUCUAGAAGGCGUCUUCAUGCGUAAGAUGGAAAUCAAGAACACGACCAAGCGUGCCGAGAACCGCCAGUGGCAAAUGAUCUACGCUACUCUCCACGGCACGGCCCUGAACAUCUACAACGUCAAGAAAAGUUGGCAGUGGCGGCUCGACAAGGACGGGCCCCAUCACAAUCCGGACAAUCCGGCAUGGAUAGGCCAAGGGGACUUGAUUAAAAGCUAUAGCCUUCAGUAUGCUGACUGUGGCAUCGCGGCUGAUUACAAAAAGAGACGCUAUGUGAUCCGGCUACGGGUAGAGACAGACCAGUUCUUAAUAUCUUCGGUCGAGCUCUCGACUUUUCUUGCGUGGCUUGACGGGCUAAAUGCGGCCAUCAGUGUUGCGGCACCCAUGGAAGACUGGGACAUUCCUCGUGACAUGAGCAUUCCGCGGAUAAUCCGUAUGCAAUGGCUUCAGGAUCAAGAGCCAUCGCCAACCCCCGAUCUUGCCCAGUUGAGUCGAAUCAAUUCACCCCAAUUAAGCACAACAGCCGAGAACGACAACGUCCCUGAAAGCAGUGAAACUACUGCAACGGGAUUUCCCAACGUUGUAGCUGGCUUACCCCGACGCUGGGACUCGACUGGCUCGUCCCCAGACAACUCUAUCCAUCCAGUGACGGGGAAAUGGGAACCGGAACAUCAAUGGUCGGUAGCCCACGACCUGCUAUACGCCAAGCUAUGCUACCCCAACCUGCUCUUCAGAAGCCCCCGGAAGAGCAAUUUUAUCAUCUCGAAUGGCAAGAAGUGGUAUGUCGACUGGACAACGGGUAGGAUGGUGCAGACGUUGCCACCUGCGUAUGGAUAA